Molecule: messenger RNA, 4427 nt
Organism: Symsagittifera roscoffensis
Lineage: Eukaryota; Metazoa; Xenacoelomorpha; Acoela; Convolutidae
Product: phosphatidylinositol 4,5-bisphosphate 3-kinase catalytic subunit delta isoform-like
Exons: 15
Coding region: 331-4080 (1249 amino acids)
Biological process (GO): phosphatidylinositol-mediated signaling; phosphatidylinositol 3-kinase/protein kinase B signal transduction; cell migration
Cellular component (GO): cytoplasm; plasma membrane; phosphatidylinositol 3-kinase complex
Molecular function (GO): 1-phosphatidylinositol-4-phosphate 3-kinase activity; 1-phosphatidylinositol-3-kinase activity
Source: RefSeq, a predicted model, not a curated record
UCGAAUGAUUUAUUUCCAGCUGUGCCUCUUAAACGUCUCUCCGUGAGAUGUGCAUUGGCACUGCAUAUUCAAUAAACGACAGGACAGUAACUCAGCUGGAGCGAAAAAGCAGAGUAGUGCCUCUGAACAACAAAGCCAACGGCCCCAUCCCUCGCAAUAAAUACCGCCAUUCGUCUGUCUUUCUAUCCGUUCUGAGUUUAUUUUGAUCAAAACGAUAACUCGGUCUGCAUUUUAGUUGAUAGCUUUACCAUUUAGGCUUCAUUUUGUUUUGAUUGCUGCAUUUAUUGGCUGUUAUUUUGCAUCAUAUUAUGUAAUGUGUAAGUGGAAAUUAUGGCGCUGAUGACAAACAACAUAAUUCUGCCCUCCGCUCCUUCUCCGGGCGCCCGGAUGGUAGGUUGCGGUUGGGCCCCCUCCGAACCCAAUUACUACUCCUUGGACCCCCUGAGUGUCAUAUGUCUCUUAGACAACGGACUCGUCGUGGAAGCAGACAUAGGCAAACACACUACCUUCAAUCAGUUGUACGAAAUAACGAUGGCAUUAGCCAAGCAGUCCCCCCUCUAUUCGGCCGCCCAUUUUGAGGGGGUGGAGUUCACGAUGUUAUAUUACACGCAGUCUGGCGAGGAGAAGCAUGGAUUGACGCAUGAGACUGUGUUGUCGACACUCGAGGGCGAGAACUUCGGCGGACCCUUGCUAGGAGUGGUCAAGUUUGAAAAGAAAUCCUCAAGUUUCGACGAGCAUUCACGCAUGGCGUCUAUACUGCAUUGUGACGUCGAAGAUAUCCAAGCUCUGCUGCAGCUGGAGGAUAAGAGCGACCGGAAGGAGAUAGAGGUGGAGGUGUUCCAGUUCAGACGUCACGCCAGCGUCGUAUCUCUGGCAGCUGUGCUAGACAGAAUACACUCAGUGAAGAGAGAGAAGACCGUACCACACAAAUACUUGGCGUUCUUGACAACUGUGUGUCCUCUCACACUUCCAACAAUACCAAUCAGAAUGGACCAGGAGCUUGAGCAGCUUCUGAGAUCGAAUGUGCGACACAUCGAGCUGAUACACCUGGAAAGCAACGGCGAAACAAGCAGCAACAGUUGUGUCGCCUCGCCCCUCGUCAUCCCAGAUAUGGACUACCUGUCGGCCACUGUCUCCGACUUGUUAUCCAAAGCCACCCCUCUUGUAGACCCGUCCGCCUCUUCAGAUGCGUCUUCAGUGGGUCUCCAAAACAGCAGUAGUCUAAAUGGGUUCUCAACUAGUAGCAGUGGAAGUAGCUCCAUGUAUAACAGAUAUAAUAGGAACGACAACCUCCUCAAGUCAUCAAGAUUCGUCAUCAAAGUGUUCGGCUGCGAGAUAUACCUCACAGAAGAUGUGCUAUUUAUUGAGGUGCCAGAGAUAGUAUCACAGUUGACGCAGCAGCUGUACGACAGAGGAGCGAGUGUGGUGUUGCGUCUCAUCCUGUGCGAGAAAGCAGACGUCGUUAACAAGUACAACUUCGAUAAGUUCCAGCACUGCACGGACAUGGCCAAUGACCUGGCCCACAAAAAACAGGACUUGGAGAAGGCCGAGAAGCGUCAGCAGCAGCAGAGGAAUAAGAAGACGGUUUCCGUGUCUUCAUUGGACAUGGGCGAGAGGUACACGUUUCACCCCUCAGCCGUUAUGCUCGGAGACGAAGUUGAGGCUGAGCUCAAAGGAGAGAACUAUUGGGUGACAGUGAACAGCUACCUGACAUUUGGGGACACAAUUGUUACUCAGGUCACCUUCCCCACCAAGAAGAAGAACGAGGCCCAGUGGGCCCUGCAAGAGGGGGGAGGGGGACACAGGCCCUCCACCCACGUACAAGGCAGAACAGAAGUACCAGUGUGCUCACUGCCAAGGUCGGCAACUCUGUGUUUCAUAGUGACGAUAUCAAAGACCGAGAAGCCCUCGCAGUACGACUACGUGAAGAAGUUCUGGGCUAAUUUUUGUGUGUUCGACCACAAUGAACUGCUCAAGUGUGGUCCCAACAAUCUGCACUUGUGGGAGAUGCCUCAAGACAGUAUCGCACUAGACCAGCCGAACCUCACAGGAACAACGAUAGACAACUUCCGGACGUUCCAGAAGAAACACGAGUCUGGGGUCAGAUUGGUGAUCAGUUGCAUGUCCCACAAGACACACAAACACCUGUACAGAUUCGAGAACCCCCUCUCAAGCGGACUCAACGUCCAAUGGCUGAGCAAGAUCAACAAACUCACCCAUGUUUCAUUAUGGCACCUAUCGAACAUCGACGAAAGACCUCUGGAAGAGAAAGUUUGGAUAUUCAAACAAGCUGUAGAGUACUAUUACCAAGGGCUGCCAGAUACAAAUAUUUUCUGUGGCCAGAGUUUACUACUUUGGCUGCCUCAGAUAGUCAAAUGUGUGGAUUUCUCAGACGCCGAUAUGGUCCACAAUCUGAAACUUAUCCUCGAAAAGUGUCAGCCUGCGGGUGAACAUGCAUUGAAGACAGACCAGUGCCUGGUGCUGUUGGGGUUCCACUGUCAAGACAUCGAAGUUCGAAAGUUUGCAGUCCAGCAUCUGGACAAAAAGCCAGUAUCUGAGUUGAAGAACUACUUGCUGCAGAUUUGCGAGUGUCUGAAGUUCGAAAGGUACUUGACAAAUGACCUCACAGAAAUGCUGCUGAAGAAAAGUUUCUUUGAUCACUCCUUUGCGCAUGCUCUAUUUUGGAACCUGCGAGUGUUUCUGUUCGAUGAACACCACUGGCUGCGUACGUGCUUGAUCAUAGAAGCGCUGUUUUAUGGAAUCCCGGACUAUCAGAGUUUACUGGAGAAACCCCUUACGGUGAUGGAGAAGUUGAAGGACAUAGGUGGUAAGCUGAAGAAGUUGGAGAAUGCGUCGGUGGAGAAACAGUCGUUCAUCCUGCAGGAGUUCCUCCAGGCCAACAGUCCCGUGCUGCAACACUUCCUCUGUCCACUCUGCCCCUCCAAGUUCCUCUCUUUACUACAGCCCACUGAGUGCAAAUGCAUGAAGAGCAAGAUGAAACCAAUUCGGUUAGUGUACCACGUGGAAGAAAGUGUUAGUGCACUGCAGCAGCAAAACAACAACAACAGUCUGAAUAAACAAAUAAACAACAACAGUAGCAAUAGCAGACUCUCAUCGUCCGCUUCGCUUGUGUCAUGGAAUGGGGAUAGUGGCAGGGGGUCCAUGUCUACACUUGUAGGGGGAGGGGGAAGCAGCAGCAGCAGUGGCAUGUGCUUUGAACUCAUGUUCAAAGUGGGCGAUGAUCUAAGACAAGAUGUGCUCAUACUGCAGAUGUUCUCCUGCUUCAACUCGUUGUGGCUAAAGCACGACCUAGACUUGCGUCUUCUAUCCUACAAAUGUUUGGCUGCAGAAGUGGACAGUGGUCUGAUUGAGAUGGUGCAGAGUGCCAGUACAAUUAGCAAGAUCCAGAAGUGGUACAACGAGGAGAAGAAGAAGGCUUUCGGAGCUGUGUCGGCAGCAUGGAGCAAGGAUGCCAUAUACUUGUGGCUAGCCUCAGAUAUACACAAUGCUAAUAAACCAUUGCCUGAAGACGUGGUUAAGAAAGCGGUGGAGGAGUUCGUGUUUUCGUGUGCCGGCUCAUGUGUGGCCAGCUAUGUCUUAGGAAUUGGAGACAGACACAAUGACAACAUCAUGGUACACAGGUCUGGCAGACUGUUUCACAUAGACUUUGGCCACAUUCUGGGUCGGAAGAAGCAGAAGUUUGGCAUCAACCGGGAGCGGGUGCCUCUCAUUCUGCCCGCCUCCUUCAUGUACAUCAUCAACCGCGACUUCGAGUCCAAUGACCAGAACCCCUCCUACAGAGAGAACUUCAAGUCCUUCCAAAAUCUGUGCAUUAAGGCAUUUCUGGUGCUGCGUGACAAUGUUGACAUGGUGUGCAACAUGCUCUACGCCAUGAAGAAUGCAGGCAUGCCUGAGUUGAAGAGUCUCUCGGAUGUGAACUACGCGAGGGAGACACUGUUCGUGGGCGACAGUGCCGAGGAGGCGGAGAGGAAGUUCGUCCAGAAGAUCAACGAGUCCAUCAAGAGUUCCUGGACUACAAAUGUCAACUGGGCAUUCCACAACAACAAAAACUGGAGGUGACAUCACCCUAUUUGGACCACCAAACCCUCACGUGUCUACCCUAAAGUGUACCCUACUUUCGAAGAAAUUUAAGAGCAGAGUCCUUAAUGAAGGUGAACAGAUAAAACGGUGACCAGAUUUGACGAGAGCUCAGAGCAGAUGUUUUUGAUGAGCUGACAGAAAGCUUUGUGUGCUAUGAGACCAUGACAUGAAACUUGCUUUUUGAAACUAAAUUCUUUAAUUUAUCUAUUCGUUGUUUUUGACAGAUUCUCUUUUUUGAUAUUUAUGUACCUCCUAGUGCCAUUGUAAUUAAUACUGGUGACUGCAGAAUGUAUUGAAAUGAUAAUUAUGCACGAAUCAUCCAUGUU